This is a messenger RNA of Drosophila takahashii, 1262 nucleotides long. RefSeq names its product mevalonate diphosphate decarboxylase (gene Mvd). Gene Ontology annotation, cellular component: cytosol. The record is from RefSeq and is a predicted model, not a curated record. Gene Ontology annotation, biological process: isoprenoid biosynthetic process; isopentenyl diphosphate biosynthetic process, mevalonate pathway. Gene Ontology annotation, molecular function: diphosphomevalonate decarboxylase activity; ATP binding. Lineage: Eukaryota; Metazoa; Arthropoda; Insecta; Diptera; Drosophilidae.
CCUCUAUUGCAACAGGUCGCUUUCGCUGGAAAGAAACUGAAACUGAGUUUCCGUAAAUUACAAAUAUUUCGAAGAUGAUCUCGGCAACUUGUGUGGCCCCGGUGAACAUAGCCCUGAUAAAGUAUUGGGGAAAGCGUCACGAAGAUCUAAUACUGCCCGUCAAUGAUUCCAUUAGCAUGACUCUCAGCACCGAUGAGCUGUGCGCCAAGACAACGGUGUGUGCCUCGGAAUCCUUUGAGGAAAAUCGCAUGUGGUUAAAUGGGGAAGAGGUGCCCUUCGAGGGGAGUUCCCGACUGCAGCGGUGUUUAAAGGAAGUUCGCCGACUUGCCCUAUCGAAUGGCUCGACGAAGGUUCCGCCCGCCUGGAAGCUGCACAUCGCCUCGGUCAACAACUUUCCCACCGCCGCAGGACUCGCCUCCAGUGCCGCCGGCUAUGCCUGCCUGGUUUACUCCCUGUCGCGACUCUACGGCAUCCCUCUGGAUGAGGAACUAACUACCGUAGCCCGGCAGGGCAGCGGAUCCGCCUGUCGCAGUCUGUACGGCGGCUUUGUCCAGUGGCAUCGCGGAGCUCUCGACGAUGGCAGCGAUUCGGUGGCCAAGCAAAUAGCACCAUCCAAUCAUUGGCCCCAAAUGCAUGUGCUCAUCUUGGUGGUCAACGAUGAACGAAAGAAGACGGCAUCCACGAAGGGAAUGCAACAGGCUGUGAAGACCUCGCAGCUGCUGAAGCACCGCGUGGAUAAGGUGGUUCCCGAGAGGAUAGAGCAGCUAAGGGAUGCCAUUGCGGCCCAUGACUUUCAGACCUUCGCCGAGCUGACGAUGAAGGAUUCCAAUCAGUUCCAUGCCAUCGCCUUGGACACGUAUCCCCCAUGCGUUUACAUGAACGAUGUAUCCCAUAGGAUUGUUUCGUUUAUCCAUGACUAUAACGAGAUAAUGGGAAGCUAUCAGGCUGCCUACACCUUCGAUGCCGGGCCAAAUGCCUGUCUAUACGUUUUGGAGGAGAAUGUUCCCCAUCUACUGAAUGCCAUUCAAAAGGUCUUUCCCAGUGGCUCAAUAGAGAACACCACGUACUUGCGAGGUCUUUCGGUUCCAAAGGUUGAUAACAGUCAUUCACUUGAGUCUGCUAAGCAAAGCAAAAUCGAUUCUUUAGAUAUUAAUGCAAGAAACGCCUUUAGAUAUAUAAUUCACACUAAAGUUGGCGAGGGACCCACAGAAUUAAGCGCUGAUAAUAGUCUAUUGUCAAAUGGACUUCCGCUGGGUCACUAA